CAAAUGCGUAUUCGCUUGAAAGUUGUUUUGUGUAAAUAAAAGUCUGUCGAAUAGAUGAUGAGUCACAAAUUUCGUUUUCGCCAAAUUUUAAGCGUAUUUUACCUCUCAUCAUCCGCACUGCGAAGCGUGCAUAAACACUUUAGUAUUUGUGUUCUUUAACUUUUGACUGCCGACAAUCGAAACUUUGACCAACGACCAAAUAUUUCCAGUGUUUUAAGUUGUAUUUUCAUCCCCAAUAAGUCCUCCAAGUAGUAUUGUUUUGUUAAUUUUAUCCCGCCCUAAUGCACAGCUUCAGUAGCAUGUUUAACAAAAAGCAGCAAGACAGCAGCGAUACAAGGCGAAUACCGCACGGUUCACCCACCGCUAGUUCCUCACAGACGAAUGGGAUAAUCCGACCAGCAUACGUCAUUGAACGGUACGCCGCGUACUAUCCGAUGAACCAUAAACGGCGGGGCAUGGCCCUGCUGUUCUCGCACAACAAGUACAAUGUACGCAAUGUGCCGCUUCCAGUACGCGAAGGAAGUGCCGUAGAUUGCAAACGACUGAAAGAAACGCUAGACUUAUUCGGGUUCGAUGUGAAGGUUUAUCAGGAUUUUAAGUUGGAGGAAAUCAAAGGCGUUGUAGAGACGGUUUCUGCAUUGGAUCACAAGGAUAACGACUGCAUCCUAAUAGCCGUGCUUACGCACGGCGAGGAAGGUGAUUACGUGUACGCUCACGAUGUUUCGUACGAACUCUCCACUAUCUGGAGUCACUUCACUGCCGACAACUGUCCAUCCCUGGCGGGACGUCCGAAAAUAUUUCUCGUACAAGCUUGCCGUGGCAGUAAGCUAGACAACGGAGUAAAAGUACAGAAGGACGGUGUCGCACGGUACAGCAUCCCGACGCAUGCCGAUUUUCUGUUUGCAUACGCAACCAUCCCUGGCUUUAUGGCCUUCCGGAAUACAACCGAGGGAUCGUGGUUUAUUAACGAACUAUGCAAGGAGAUGCAGGAAAACGGGCACAAGUACGAUCUUGUCACACUGCUCACGUUCGUUACGCAGAAGGUAGCGUACGAUCAUGAAUCCGUGUCCAAUCUUCCGGAGUUUAAUAUGCGCAAACAGACACCGUGCGUCGUGUCCAUGCUGACCCGUUUGCUGUUGUUCAACCAGGUUUAACGAAGCAAUUCCUUUCACGCAACCAUUUUAGUCAUCAAUCUCGGUUGGUUGUAUGUUAGCUGAUGCGGGAAUGCAUGCCCAAGGCAGUUUUUACUAAUUUUAACCUUCUACCUCAUGUGGUUUUGUCUCUAGUUUAAUCAGUUCGAAUAAGAAAUAUUUUUUAUGUAAGGUUACCAGUCAACAAAUUAACACGUUUAUUCGGUUGGGCAAUGACACCAAAUAUGUUUACGUGAAACAUAAUUUCGUUAUACGAACUUUACAAAACAGCACCACCGAUGGACACUCUUUACAAAACAUUCGGAACGAAAGUAUAAUUGCAUAUUCGAUAUAAAAAAGCAAAUAACAAAAAUCUCUAAAUUAUUUUUAAAAAAUCGUAUUGAACAACGAUUUAAAUCAAUAAUUUAUUCUUAAAACUUUUUACUAUGUACAACACUGAUGAAAAGCAAUAAUAAAGCACGUAAAAUUUUAACCAAAA
This is a messenger RNA of Anopheles funestus (African malaria mosquito), 1629 nucleotides long. RefSeq names its product caspase-like. Gene Ontology annotation, biological process: proteolysis. The transcript has 4 exons. NCBI's taxonomy places the organism in Eukaryota, Metazoa, Arthropoda, Insecta, Diptera, Culicidae. The coding region runs from base 282 to 1154 and encodes 290 amino acids. The record is from RefSeq and is a predicted model, not a curated record. Gene Ontology annotation, molecular function: cysteine-type endopeptidase activity.